CGUGUAUGCAUGGGGUCCACAAAGGAGCCCAAUAUUGCGACUAAUAAACGGAAAUUGUUGGGUUGGAAUCAGGCUGAAAUUAUGAACCAGGGACAGCACCACUCUGGAGGCUUUGCGUGUCUCCGCGGUAUGAAUGUGAUUGACUGAGCGUACUCAUCCCCCCCGUAUCAUUCAUUCUUUCUUUCUCCCUCCCUGUUGAACGAACGGAAUUAGGGGACGACCGUCGGAGGUUAUCUAGGAAACUGCGGACAUCUCUCCGAUGCUAACUUAUCAACGAUUUCGUAUAUCCUUGCGAGUAGCCUACCACCAUUGCUUUGCCUUUACUCUGUCAAAUGUAGAGGACUGCCUAUGUUUCUGUCAAAUGUAGAGGACUGCCUAUGUUUCUGUCAAAUGUAGAGGACUACCUAUGUUUCGUAUCACGCCGUGCUGCACAAGCAGCGUGAAAAGAUCUGACUCAAGGAUGCGGAUUUAAACAGAAAUACGCUGCCAACUUGGAUUUGAAACAUUCACAUUGAAUUAAGUCACUAAUGCCAGUAACCAGAUACUCUUUAUGUUAGUUUUAUAUUUGAUCAGUGACGCGGUAAAAAUAUCGAGAGCCAACCACCAACGAAGAUAAACCGCGAGAACGGGUUGGAUGGUUUUCCCCCAGCCCCGGUCACCAUCAUGAGCACCAUCUCUCCCACCGACUUCGACAGCCAGGAGAUCCAGCAGCAGUACAAUGACAUCAACAACCGCUGGGACCUGGCCGCAGAGACCGACUGGGACAAUGAGAACAGCUCGGCACGCCUCUUUGAGCGCUCGCGCAUCAAAGCUCUGGCAGAUGAGCGCGAAGCGGUGCAGAAGAAAACCUUCACUAAGUGGGUGAACUCUCACCUGGGCCGUGUGACGUGCCGCAUCGGGGACCUGUACACUGACCUGAGAGAUGGACGCAUGCUCAUCCGCCUGCUGGAGGUGCUGUCAGGAGAACAGCUGCCGAAGCCCACCAAGGGGCGUAUGCGUAUCCACUGCCUGGAGAAUGUGGACAAGGCCCUGCAGUUCCUCAAGGAGCAGAAGGUCCACCUGGAGAACAUGGGCUCUCACGACAUCGUGGACGGGAACCACCGCCUCACCCUGGGUCUCAUCUGGACCAUCAUCCUCCGCUUCCAGAUCCAGGACAUCAGCGUGGAGACUGAGGAUAACAAGGAGAAGAAGAGUGCCAAAGAGGCCCUGCUUCUCUGGUGCCAGAUGAAGACCGCUGGGUACCCCAACGUCAACGUUCACAACUUCACCACCAGCUGGAGAGACGGCCUGGCGUUCAACGCCAUCGUGCACAAACACAGACCGGACGUGAUUGAGUUUGACAGCCUGAAGCGUUCCAACGCCCACUACAACCUCCAGAAUGCCUUCAACACGGCAGAGAAUAAGCUGGGCCUCACCAAACUCCUGGACCCAGAAGAUGUCAACGUUGACCAGCCGGAUGAGAAGUCCAUCAUCACCUACGUGGCCACCUACUACCACUACUUCUCCAAGAUGAAGGCCCUGGCUGUGGAGGGCAAGAGGGUUGGCAAGGUGCUGGACUAUGCCAUUGAGGCUGACCAGCUGGUUGGGAACUAUGAGAGCCUGGCGUCAGAGCUGCUGCAGUGGAUCGAGCAGACCAUUCUGACCCUGAACGACCGGCAGCUGGCCAACUCCCUGAGCGCCGUGCAGAACCAGCUGCAAGCCUUCAACACCUACCGCACCGUGGAGAAACCCCCUAAGUUCACAGAGAAAGGCAACCUGGAGGUGCUGCUGUUCACCAUUCAGAGCAAGAUGAGAGCCAACAACCAGAAGGUGUACAUGCCCAGAGAGGGCAAGCUCAUCUCUGACAUCAACAAGGCGUGGGAGCGCCUGGAGAAGGCGGAGCACGAGCGGGAGCUGGCGCUGAGGAACGAGCUGAUUCGCCAGGAGAAGCUGGAGAUGCUCGCCGCUCGUUUCGACCGCAAGGCCGCCAUGAGGGAGACCUGGCUGAGCGAGAACCAGCGGCUCGUCUCUCAGGACAACUUUGGCGUGGACCUGGGAGCGGUGGACGCCGCGACUCGUAAACACGAGGCCAUCGAGACGGACAUCGGGGCAUACGGGGAGCGCGUGGCGGCCGUGGAGGCGGUGGCCAGGGAGCUGGAGGCGGAGAAUUACCACGACGUGCGCCGAGUGCUGGCGAGGAGGGACAACGUGCUGCGGCUGUGGGAGUAUCUGAAGGAGCUGUUAGCCGCUCGCAGGGAGAGACUCAACGCACACCGUGACCUGCAGAGACUGCUGCAGGAGAUGAGAUCCAUCAUGGACUGGAUGGGAGAGAUGAAGGGUCGUCUGCAGUCCCAGGACAGUGGGAAGCACCUACAUGAUGUGGAGGACCUGCUGCAGACUCACAACCUGGUGGAGGCAGACAUCUCAGCCCAGGCAGAGGGGGUCCGUGGGGUCCAGGGAGCCGCUCAGCGCUUCACCUCGGACCAACAGGUCUACAAACCGUGUGAGCCGGCGCUGGUGGGAGAGAAGGUGUCUCUGCUGGGCCGGGCCUAUGAGGAGCUGGGCCAGCUGGCCGGGGAGCGGAGGGUGCGCCUCGAGGAUUCACGGCGCCUCUGGCAGUUCCUGUGGGAGCUGGGAGAGGAGGCGGCCUGGAUCAGAGAGCAGGAGCAGAUCCUGGCUGGAGGAGACUGUGGCCGCGACCUCACCUCCGCCCUGCACCUACUCAGCAAGCAUGAGGCCUUCAGGGACGAGAUGGCAGCCCGCUACGGCCCUCUGGGCAACAGCAUCGCCGCCGGACAGACCCUGGUGGAGGAGGGACACAUUGGAGCCCCAGAGUGCACUGAGAGGAUCAGGGACGUCCGCGCUCAGUGGGCACACCUGGAGGAGACGUCCCAGCUGAGGGAGCAGCAGCUGAAGGAGGCAGUGGCCCUGCACCAGUUCCAGACAGACGCCAACGACAUGGAGGCCUGGAUCCUGGAGACGCUGCGCCAGGUGUCCAGCCAGGAGGUGGGCCACGACGAGUUCUCCACCCAGACCUUGGCCCGCAAGCAGAGGGAGGUGGAAGAGGAGAUCCAGAGCCACCGCACCCUCAUCGACUCCCUGCACGAGCAGGCCCUCACCCUGCCCCCAGUCCAUGCAAACUCCCCUCAGGUAGAGGGCCGUCUGCCUGCCAUAGAGCAGCGUUACCACGAGCUGGAGGCCCUGUCUGCGUCGCGGCGUCAGGCCCUGGAGGGGGCGCUGGCCCUCUACCGCAUGUACAGCGAGGCGGGCGCCUGCCAGCUGUGGGUGGGGGAGAAGGAACAGUGGCUGGACGGCAUGCAGAUCCCCACCAAACUGGAAGACCUGGAGGUGGUGCAGCAGAGGUUCGAGACCCUGGAGCCUGAGAUGAACAACCUGGGGACUCGUAUCUCUGAUGUCAACCAGGUGGCCCAACAGCUGCUGGGAUCAGACAACCUCAGCAAAGAGCAGAUCCACCAGACACAAGACCAGCUCAACAACAGGUGGAAGGAGUUCCAGCGUCUGGCGGACCAGAGGAAACAGGCCCUGGAGUCGGCCCUCAACAUCCAGAACUACCACCUGGAGUGUAACGAGAUCCAGAGCUGGAUGAGAGAGAAGACCAAGGUGAUCGAGUCCACCGAGAGCCUGGGCAACGACCUGGCUGGUGUCAUGGCCCUGCAGCGCAAACUCACCGGCAUGGAGAGAGACCUGGAGGCCAUUCAGGGUAAGUUGGACGACCUGAAGAAGGAGGCAGAGACGCUGGCUGAGGAGCACCCGGACCAGGCAGAGGAGAUCCAUGCCCACCUGGGGGAGAUCCAGGAGGUGUGGCAGGAGCUCAACGCCACCAUGAAGCGGCGAGAGGAGUCUCUGGGCGAGGCCAGCAAGCUGCAGGGCUUCCUCCGGGACCUGGAUGACUUCCAGUCCUGGCUGUCCCGCACGCAGACCGCCGUGGCGUCCGAGGACAUCCCCACCUCGCUGCCAGAGGCUGAGCGCCUGCUCUCCCAGCACGAGGGCAUCAAGAACGAGGUGGACAACUACAAGGAGGACUAUGAGAAGAUGCGGGCGGUGGGUGACGAGGUAACUCAGGGCCAGACGGACGCCCAGUACAUGUUCCUGGCCCAGAGGCUGCAGGCGCUGGACACCGGCUGGCAUGAGCUGCGCCGGAUGUGGGAGAACCGCCACAGCCUUCUGGCCCAAGCCUUCGACUUCCAGAGCUUCCUGAGGGAAGUCAAGCAGGCUGAGGGCUUCCUCAACAGCCAGGAGUAUGUGCUGUCCCACACUGAGAUGCCCUCCAGCCUGCAGGGGGCAGAGGAGGCCAUCAAGAAGCACGAGGACUUCCUGACCACCAUGGAGGCCAGUGAGGAGAAGAUCACGGGCGUGGUGGAGGCCGGACGCCGCCUGGUCAACGACCUUAACGCCAACUCUGACAAGAUCCAGGAGAAGGCCGACUCCAUCCAGGAGAGACAUCAGAAGAAUAGGGAAGCUGCAAAUGAACUCCUGUCUAAACUGAAGGACAACCGUGAACUUCAGCACUUCCUGCAGGACGGACAAGAGCUGACUCUGUGGAUCAAUGAGAAGAUGCUGACAGCUCAGGACAUGUCGUACGACGAGGCCAGGAACCUCCACAGCAAGUGGCAGAAACACCAGGCCUUCAUGGCUGAGCUGGCCUCCAACAAAGACUGGCUGGAUAAGAUCGAUAAGGAGGGCCAGGCCCUGGUGACAGAGAAGCCGGAGCUACAGCCUGUAGUCCAGCAAACUCUGGAGGGCCUGCAGAGCCAAUGGGAAGAGCUAGAGAACACUACACGCACCAAGGCUCAGUGCCUCUUCGAUGCCAACAGGGCAGAGCUCUUCACCCAGAGCUGCUCUGCUCUCGACGUGUGGCUGAAGAACCUGUCAGGGCAGCUUCAGAGCGACGACUUCGGCAAGGACCUGACCUCCGUCAACAUCCUGCUCAAGAAGCACCAGAUGCUGGAGCACCAGAUGGAGGUGCGUGAGAAGGAGGUGCAGUCGCUGCAGUCCCAGGCGCUGGCGCUGUCCCAGGAAGAUGCUGGUGGGGCCGUGGUGGAGGUGGACGGCCAGCAGAGACGUGUCACUGACAGCUUCUCCCAGCUCCAGGACCCCCUCAACCAGAGGCGGCAGCAACUGCUGGCUUCCAAGGAGGCCCACCAGUUCAACAGAGACCUGGAGGAUGAGAUUCUGUGGGUGAAGGAGAGGAUGCCCCUGGCCACAUCCACCGACCAUGGGAAGGACCUGUCCAGUGUGCAGCUGCUCAUCAAGAAGAACCAGACUUUGCAGAAGGAGAUCCAGGGCCACCAGCCCCGUAUUGAUGACAUCCAGACCCACCGCAGGGGGAUGUCCCCAGGGCAGGAGGAGGUGGACGGGGAGAGGCGGUCUGCUCUGGAGGGCCGUCUGGCGGAGCUCCGGGACUCCUGGGCCCAGCUCAUUGCUGAGACGGACGAGCGCCACGCCCGGCUGGUGGAGGCUAACCGCGCCCAGCAGUUCUACACCGAUGCUGCCGAGGCCGAGGCCUGGAUGGGAGAGCAGGAGCUACACAUGAUGUCAGAGGAGAAGGCCAAGGAUGAGCAGAGCGCUCUGGUGAUGGUGAAGAAGCACCAGACGUUAGAACAGACCUUGGAGGACUACGCCCAGCCCAUCCACCAGCUGGCCAACAGCAGCCGCACCAUGAUGACCAGCGAACACCCAGAGAGCGAGCGUAUCAACCUACGGCAAGCCCAGGUGGACAAGCUGUACGCAGGGCUUAAGGACCUGGCUGAGGAGCGUCGUGGGCGUCUGCAGGAGAGACUGAGGCUGACCCAGCUGAAGAGAGAGGUGGACGACCUGGAGCAGUGGAUCGCUGAGAGGGAGGUGGUGGCCGGAUCCCAUGAGCUGGGACAGGACUACGAACAUGUCACCAUGCUGCGGGACAAGUUCCGCGAGUUUGCUCGGGACACCAGCACCAUCGGCCAGGAGCGCGUGGACGGCGUUAACGGGCUGGCCGAUGACCUCAUCGAGUCGGGUCACCCUGAGAAUGCCAGCGUGGCAGAGUGGAAGGACGGGCUGAACGAGGCGUGGGCCGACCUGCUGGAGCUGAUCGACACGCGCACCCAGAUGCUGUCCGCCUCCUACGAGCUGCACCGCUUCCACCAGGACGCCCGCGAGGCGCUGGGGAGGGUCCGGGAGAAGAAGGAGGCGCUGCCCUCUGACCUGGGCCGUGACCUCAACACCGUCCAGCACCUCCACCGACAGCACACCGCCUACGAGCACGACAUCCAGGCCCUCAGCGGACAGGUGAACCAGGUGCAGGACGACGCGGCGCGGCUGCAGAAGGCCUACGCCGGGGAGAAGGCCGAGGAGAUCCACCGGAGCGAACGCUCUGUCACUGAGGCCUGGGAGGGUCUGCUGGGGGCCGGCCAGGCUCGCCGUCACCUCCUGCUGGACACCGUGGAGAAGUUCCGCUUCGUCAACAUGGUGCGUGACCUCAUGUUGUGGAUGGAUGGGGUCAACCUGCAGAUCGACGCCCACGACAGCCCCAGGGACGUGUCCUCUGCAGGGUUGGUCAUAGCCAACCAUCAGGACAUCAAGUCUGAGAUCGAGACCCGGGCAGACAGCUUCACCACCUGCAAUGAGAUGGGACACUCUCUCAUCAACAACAACCACUAUGCAGCUGAUGAGAUCCUGGAGAAACUGGACCAGCUCCAGGGUAAGAGGGAUGAGAUCAGCAACAAGUGGCAGGACAAGAUGGACCACCUCCUGAUAGUUCUGGAGGUGCUGCAGUUUGGCCGGGAUGCGUGCGUGGCAGAGACGUGGCUGGCAGGCCAGGAGCCCCUGGUGCGGGGGGCCGAGCUGGGCUCUAACGUGGACGAGGUGGAGAGCCUGAUAAAACGCCACGAGGCCUUCGAGAAGCUGGCCGCCGGCUGGGAGGAACGCUUCACCCUGCUGGAGAAACUCACCACGCUGGAGGAGCAGGAGAUCCAGAGGAGGAGGGAGGAGGAGGAAAGGGCGAGACGAACCCCCACACCACCCCCGACAGAAGAGGUGGCCCCGUCUGAGGCCGAAACACAUGAUGCCAGGACCAGCCUGGACCAGACCACACUCAACCAGUCAGUAUCAGUCAAUGGAGUCCACAGCUACCAGGACACCUCCCAGUCGUUAUCAGUAUCAUCAGUGUCAGUGGAAAAGAAAGAGAAGUGUGAACCUGUCUCUAAACCUGUGUCUAAGCCAAAGCAUCCGCUGCGCGGUUCUGAGUCCGACUCUGUGAAUGGUCCGGGGAGGGACAGCGGGCUGGCGUCUUCACGCCUGGACCCAUCUGCCACGCUACCCAGCAAGGGAGAUAACGCUGGCACAGACGCCAUGGAAGGCCUGCUCUACCGCAAGCAGGAGAUGGAGACCCACGCCAAGAGGGCAGCUAGCAGCUUCUCUCUCUCUUCCCAUAGGUCCUGGCAGAAUGUCUACUGCGUUCUGCGUAAGGGCAGCCUUGGCUUCUACAAGGACCAGAAGAGCGCCUCCGGCGGGAUCCCCUACCACGGAGAAGUCCCCAUCAGCCUGGGAGAGGCUGUGUGUGAGGUGGCACACGACUACAAGAAGAGGAAACACGUCUUCAAGCUACGGCUAGGAGACGGUAAGGAGUUCCUGUUCCAAGCUAAAGAUGAGCCGGAGAUGGCCUCGUGGAUCCACUCCAUUCAUAGCUGCAUCCCAGCAGGGGGGUCAGGAGACCGCUCCCCCGGAGGCCCCAGGGCCCUGAGCCGAGCCAUGACUAUGCCCCCCAUCUCCCCUAGCUCAGCAGAGGCUGCAGGGGUCACCAUGCGCAACAAGGAGGGCAAGGAGAAGGACCGCGAAAAGAGGUUCAGCUUCUUUGGCAAGAAGAAAUAAAACGUCUGGAGAAAAACAACAUCAAGGAAAAUGAUAUUUGUCGAAAUUCCACCAAACUGAAACGGGCAGAAAGGAAAACGGUCUUGUGGCAUAAACGCAUCGCUCUCAGCCUUGGUCCUAAGGAGUUUGUCAACAACUAUGUGGCGCACACACAGAGCUUGCUCUUCCUCCCUCUCUUCUCCCUCCCUCCCUCUCCAUUUGUCUUCUCUUUCCCUCUCAUAUCGCUCUUUCCAUUUCUCACAUUAGAUUCAUCCUACCAAUGUAAGCCCUUGUCUUUUGCUUCAAUGGCAUUUUCAGACAAGAAGCUGUGUUUGUUGAUCAGUCACUAAUAAGAACUCUUUGACCUCAUCGCUGGGGGGGAACCAAGGUGUUUGUGGGGAGAUGAGAGGCAGGGGUGGUUAGCAUUGGCAGAGCCAAGAGGCUAUGAGGCCUGUAAGAGUCCAUUCUCUUCCAUUCACCCACAUUGGAUUCUGUUUAAAAUGAGUUCUUCCUCGACCAGUUUUUAGAUGGCUAAUCUGCUCUAAUGCUGUUUUACCACUAAAAGA
Oncorhynchus tshawytscha (Chinook salmon) is the source of this 8390-nucleotide messenger RNA. RefSeq names its product spectrin beta chain, non-erythrocytic 1-like. Gene Ontology annotation, biological process: actin cytoskeleton organization. Gene Ontology annotation, cellular component: cell junction; cortical actin cytoskeleton; spectrin. The transcript has 39 exons. Bases 664 to 7845 code for a protein of 2393 amino acids. Gene Ontology annotation, molecular function: structural constituent of cytoskeleton; actin filament binding; phospholipid binding. The record is from RefSeq and is a predicted model, not a curated record. Lineage: Eukaryota; Metazoa; Chordata; Actinopteri; Salmoniformes; Salmonidae.